This is a messenger RNA of Pocillopora meandrina, 1578 nucleotides long. NCBI's taxonomy places the organism in Eukaryota, Metazoa, Cnidaria, Anthozoa, Scleractinia, Pocilloporidae. The record is from the annotation of a GenBank genome assembly.
AUGUUAGGCGCUGUGGCGGAAUUCCUUAUAUACAUCAUUGAAAGCUUCACUGGAAGUGUAAUCGAAAAUUACUCUCCAACAGGAUGUCAAGUAGCUGAUGAUGACCAAGGUUUACUUGAGGAAGAUAACCUUGCAGAUUUCACAAGAUUUGAUUCCCGCGGUGUCGAUACCGUCUUUCAAGAAUUCGAUCCCCCUGCAGGACAUUACGGCAAAAUGGCGUGGAAGUUGUCCCGACCUCCGUCUCUUAAAUUCCUUGUUACUUGUUUUAAGACGGUCUUUAAAAUGCAGUUUGUGUUUGGCUCUUCCAUCGGUUUGCUGGCGAUUGCCAUCGCAGUGUUAGAUUUCAACACCGCAGAUCUUUGCUACGAGAGGACAGCUCAAUGGUACAGCAUGCCACGAGUGAUUCAGAGCAUCCGUGUCACUAGCCAGUCGAUAGAAGGGUUCCUCAUUCAGCUUUGGCAUUUUUCCAUAAUGUUAUGUAUAUUUGGUUUUUCAUUUAUGAAAGAGCUUAACCUUUUCACGGUUAAUCUCCUUGCUGCUUUUACCGACUGUUGCUAUCGCCUGUAUCUACAAAUAUUUGGUAUCUACAAACACUCAUGGAUGAGUUACCCCUUAAAUGUUCUGUUUACCUUAAUGGUGAUGACGAAUAGCGUGAUCAUAGCUAAACAUAUUAUACCCGAGCAUUUGUACUCGAAGAAGACCCUAUUUAAGACCACAGGUCUUCUAGCCUUGCAGUUUAUAUUUGGCUUACCUAUUUGUUUCUUACUCGUCUACAAGAUCUUCCCAUGGUAUAACGAAAAAUCGGAGAUUGAGAAAGUGUUCAUCGCAGGUUUAAGCCCGUUAUUUCUAUCGAUCCCGAAAGUGAUUGUUCGUACAGCCGUAACAAAGUUCAACCUAGUUCACCCUGGAGUUUUGCACCUCUUGAUAGGUACUUUAUAUACUGCAGCAGCUUUUGUCUUCCGUGUUAUGCAGGCAGAGUUGGUAAGCUUUUGGUUAUUUGUCGCUUUGGGCGCUGGUCAUGCUGUGGUUGACCUCAUAGAGCGCUUAACAGUUUCCAUGAGGGAUUACAUCUGGGAAUACGCUUACAAACUACUCUCUCGCUGCUGCAGAUCACGCCCAAGAGAUUUUCCAGCAGGCAUAACCCGCACCCCUCGAAGUAUGCGUUUUGUUGCAGACGUUAGCAUUCAACUUGUCCUAACCGAAGCAAACGCCCUAGUGUCAGCGGUAGGAUUCAGCCAAUUGUACAAUUUCAUGUACCCAGAUGACUUCCAAACGCCUGAUGGUUACUUUGAGAGUCUCAUCUGGCAAUUCUUAGCUCGUUGCGUUACUGGUCUAGCAAUAGAUGUAUUUUUUAACACUGUAUCGUUGUGGCUACAAGCGAUGUACCUAAAUGUUGCCGUGUUGAAAGUGUGGAGGAGUAAACAGUGGCGAUACCACGUCAUUUCCAACGUAGUUUGCACGAUAAUGGUAGUUUUGUAUUUCACAGAGUACCUGUUUGCAAUAGUUAGGGGCAAAAAUAACGGUAAAAAGUUAAAAAGGUUUGCUUUUAACUGUUCUUUGCCCUUUUCCAAAUUCUAA